AUGGAACCUAGACCUAUUGAUAGAUCAUUACUGAGGCAUCAAGGGAACCAUGUAUCAGAGAAAAUAUGGACCGGUAAUGAAAGGAUGAUCAGACCAAGACAUCGUCGAAGGCUAAGUAUGGUGCAUGAAAUAGAUAGUCGUAUUAGAGCUUUAAUAGAUAAUGCGGGUUUCGGGCAUGCAUUUGAAAUUGGUGAUUCAAACAUAGACCAUCACCUUAUUACAGCAUUGGUCGAGCGCUGGAGGCCAGAGACCCAUACCUUCCAUUUCCCGUAUGGUGAGGUCACCAUUACGUUGCAAGAUGUCGCCUUACAACUUGGUCUUCCUAUUGACGGCGAGGUUGUUACUGGGUAUAGUUCUAGUAAUUGGAAGGAGGUUUGUUCAUUAUUAUUGGGACAUAGUCCUCCAGAAAAUGACAUGUUGGGGGGUAAGGUGAAUCUUACUUGGUUAGAAAACACAUUCGAGUUUCUUCCUCCUGAUGCAACUGAUGAAGUCAUAGCACAACAUGCUAGGGCUCACAUCUUGUUGUUGCUUGGUGGUUUGUUGUUACCUGACACAUCAGGGAGUCGAGUUCACCUGAUGUACCUUCAAAAUUUGGUAGAUUUGCCAGCUGCCCAAAAUUAUAGUUGGGGUUCACCUGUUUAG
Molecule: messenger RNA, 642 nt
Organism: Lotus japonicus
Lineage: Eukaryota; Viridiplantae; Streptophyta; Magnoliopsida; Fabales; Fabaceae
Product: protein MAIN-LIKE 1-like
Exons: 1
Coding region: 1-642 (213 amino acids)
Biological process (GO): meristem maintenance; meristem development
Source: RefSeq, a predicted model, not a curated record